Pocillopora meandrina is the source of this 13505-nucleotide messenger RNA. Lineage: Eukaryota; Metazoa; Cnidaria; Anthozoa; Scleractinia; Pocilloporidae. The record is from the annotation of a GenBank genome assembly.
AUUUAUUCACAGGAUCAGUUCCUUGACAAAGCUGUUGAAGUUUACAGAGAAUAUGCCAAAGCUGCCUCUGUGUCUAAAGCAAGAGUGUCGCUAUUUGAACAAAACUCAAACUCCAACACAGUUGAAAUAAGUAUAGACUCUCAGUGGUCUCAAAGAGAUUUGGAAAGAAAUGAAAACCGUAACUUUCUGAGAAAUUACAUUGCAAGUUACAACACCACGUCAUUGAGUUUGAGCAACAUCAGGGAACCUUCAUUUCCAGUAGAAAUUCAACACUUGUAAGUACUGUAUCCAUAGAUUUAUUGUCAAGGCCUUACACCCUGACAUCAGUAUCCUUCUUCUACAUACCUUUCUCUGUACAUUUCCUUUGGUACUGACCAGGAGAAUUUGCUUAACAAUCAAGGUUUCUUAGGUUGGUGAUCAGUUUAUUUAUACUCAUGACCUCAAUGAAUGAUUCAACACAGUAUUGCUGUAAGCAGUCAUUAUACGGUCCUAGACCGCGAUAUAUACUUUUGCUGUUAUUUCUUGAGAAUGGUAUUGAGCAAAUGCCAUUUUUGACCAAAAUUUUGUUUGGAAAUAUUAGGUUGCAUAUGAAUAAACUCUAGAUCUUUUAGAAUCAUCCCACAUUUUCCUUUAAAUACUUGAAACACAAAAAAUGAAUUUAAUAACCCAUAUAUAUUCAUAUAUUAUUGCUGCAUCUAGAUCAGCAUUUCAAGAUUAUUUAUCUGCAAAUUUUUACAAAAAGUUCUACAGCAUUUUAAAAGUUCAAAGCUACCUUGAACAAUUAAAAAAUUAAGGUGGCUCUGUACCUAUGCUACAGCAAGGUUGCUGAUCUUCAGAGUUCAGUUUUACAGUGGCAAUACUUAGUUCACAGUAUUGAUAGUUGGUGAAUAUGAUUCUUAAUUAGACAGCUGAGGAGCACUUCUUCUAGUGGAAAAUACCAGGCCAUUGUGCGAAAAGUACCAGGAAACAAGGGACAAGAAGAUAAGCAAUUCCUGGAGGUUAGAAAAUUUUGGUCCAAUGAUUGAAGGUUCUGUAAGUUGAAUAAAUAAAACCAGUUGUGUGCUAUUGUUUUCCCUUACUUUCCUGCACAAGGUUUAGUUGUUAACCCUUGAACUCCCAAGAUCUAAUCAUCAAUUCUCCCCUUUAGCUGCUACACAUUUUCUUGCAAAAAAGUUGCAACAAUUUGGUGUUAGAUCAAGAUAACAACUUCUACGAGAUAACUUAGAGUAAAUUCUCAUUUCUUGUUUGCUGAAUAACUUAUGGUUAUUAUAAGGAGAAGAUACAUGAUGAUCACCUCUGGGAGUUUAAGGGUUUAAGGCUCUUUCAAGUUAAGCCCUUUUAGUUUGUUUUGACCAAGUUUUCAGACUAUGAACAGUCCCUUUUUUCCAGGGAAGUCCAUUGCGCAAAUAAAAAAAAAAUCAGUUCCAUGGGGAGCUUUGGGAGUGAGGCACACUCAUCCCUAGAGCUCUCCCUCCAUCAAUUUUUUUUAAAUGAUUUUUUUUUUUACUCAUGCAACUGACUUUGCUGAAAAGGAUGGACUCCUUGUAUUCCUCCAUUUUCUUAAAGUUUGGCAAUAAUUUCUGCUAUAAUUAAUUAGAAGUCAUUUCUACUGUCAGCCAUUAUUUUACAAAAAGAGGAAUUUCUCCCCCCCCCCCACCCCUCUCCCCUUCUGCAACCUGGUCAGUGGAUUUCUUCACUCUCUCUUUAGCUACUAAACUUAUUGAAUAAUAAAUAUCCGUACUCUGUACAGAUCUGGUCUCGAAGUCAUCUUGUCAAGAAUGUUGAUGUUCUAGCUUGUGAGAAGCAUGGCAAAAUUUUUGAAGAUGGUGAGUACUUGACAUUCAGUUUGAAUUUUGUGAAGCAAAUUUACUUUCCAUGUUUUGUUUGGUUUACUUAAUGGCUUGAGUUAUUUUCAUUUUUUUUCAUCUAUGGAAAAAAGUAGCCAUUUACCAUCUUAUGAAAAUGUAGAUCAUAGAGUGGUCAUAUGACCACAGAGUGCUGAUGAGCUAGGAAUCCUACCUGUAGCCUACAAGGAGGCUGUUGUUGGAUGUGAUGCAGGAGUGCCUCGUAUGCUUCUUGUAAAGUCUUCCAAAGGUGGUGAGGGAUCUGGCACUAAAAAGGAGGCCUAGGCCUCCCCCUGACUCCCUUUGUCUUCCAGGGAAUUUGGAUGAUUCAUAAGAUGCUAGUGCGGUAGUGCCAGUGGCAGUCUGUUUGCAAGCUAGGAAAUUAGCUAAAUUGCCACCAGAACUUAUCCUAGUUUCAACAGCAUGAAGCAACCUAGAGUAUUUAUGCCAUUCCUUGGAUGGUAUUACCAGUCCAUUACAUGAUUCUUUGUCAGAUUUUCCAGAUGAUUUAUAAGUAUCCUUUCAUUUUCCUUGUUAUAGAGAAGCAAAAUGAUAGUAAAGUGUCUCGCUAAAGAAUGCGACACAGUGACUUCAUCAGAGCUCUUACCUACAAGUCUCAAUCUGCAUGAAAUGUAAAUAUUGUUAUUUCACUGACAGUGAUUUUUACAUGUGUGUUUAAGAAAUUGAUCUGUAUGUUUAUAGGGCAGUUUGGCUCUCUGGUUUGGUCAGCAUCAGAGAAGUACCUGUUAUAUGUGGCGGAAAAGAAGCUGCCAAAAGCUGUUUCAUAUUUUGAGAAACAAAAAGGUAAGGUAUACAUGCAACUGUUUUGAGAAAAGUGAACAGAAAAAAAGGGCCAAAGUGCACGCGAAGACCCAUAGCACCAGUCAUGAACUUCAUAAUUUAUUUAUUUUUUCGCAUGGGUGAUGGCCUAUUUGAAAGUUGCAUGCUUGGUUGCCAAGCCCUUAAACAGGAGUGAGGCUAUGGUGACCUUGUUAUGAUACAAACGUUACUGCUUUUCAAAUGCUCCGUAAAUUACUUUGUUAUCAUGCUAACUAGAUACUGGUCUUUUUCACGACGAGGUUACCUUCAGCCUCACUUCAAAUCAAAGGCUUGACAACUAAGUACACAGUAUUCUAACUGCAUAAUUUUAUGCUGAUGUAUAUUAAUACAAUAAUUAAUUCCUUUUUUUUUCAGGUGAUGCUGCAGCAGACAAGCCUCCUCCAGAAAAGGUGAUAUUUCUGUUCUAUCAUCUGUUAGAUAUGGUUAACUUCAAUUACUCAUUAAUCAUGGGAAAAGAAAACUCACCUGAAGUCAAAUUGGGAACCGUUAUGUCUCUACAGUUAAUGAGACAAUUUCCUGAAAGAAGUAAAAAAUGAUAACUGUCUUCUAUUAGCAACAAUUGUUAUUAUUUCCUUUUCACGCCUUGACCCAUUUAAUAGAUCAUAAAAGCACAAAGGUAACGCCUCUUUAUUUCAUCUCCAACAUGAUUGAACGUGCCCUACGUAUUUAAUUGGUCCAUGAAAAAACUCCCUUGUGUUCAUAAAUUAUAAAGGAAGAGUCUACACUCGAUUACUCAGUGAAGCUUUUUAUUUGACUUUGAUCAAUUUUGAUUUCAUUUCAAGGGAAAUAAAUUUGAGUUCAAGGAUGACUGGGGUGAACAGCUUGUUUCCAAGUGUUCCCCUGUGAUUGUUGUCUACAACAUGGAGAGUGAUGAGAUCAGAGUAUUGGAAGGAGUGCCUGAUAACUUGUCUGCAGGCCAAGUGAGUAUGAGGGUGACAAAAUGGAAUUAAAUCGGAUUCUACAGAUGAAAAUUACAAGCAAAUCGCGAACGUGAUUGAUUAUAAACUCUCUCAUAUGUCUGAGCAGUGCAUGAUUCGUAGUGCAUUGCACGCGCUAUUGUAGCUAAUUGAAAAAAAGAGGGAGAUUUGUUCGCCUGGCUGCCACAAUAAUGCCUUUCACAAUCGUGCUUCGUAUUUCAUACUAACUAAACGCCAGGAACUUACUAAAUAGGAGAGUUCAAGAGUCAUGAAUCUGUAGUUGGAUGGUGAGAAUCAUUUGCACUUUGUUAGGUCAACUAUUGGCUUCAUUCUUUCAUGGAUAAAAAGCAACUGUAUAUAUUCGUUCUGAAUACGUUUAAUUGAUAUGUAUUAUUUCUUGAAAGUUGUCCUUGUUUCGACAAGUUGGUAACAACUUUUCCAUCGUAAAAAUAUUGUCUAAAGUUGUUCUUGUGAUUAACAAAUGUGCCUCCCGUUUGCGUCCGUCCGAUUUUGAUGUCAGUCUUUCGAAUGAUUCCAGACCUAACUGGAUUCCACUCGGUCCAAUCACUAUUAAAAAUCGUGAGACUGAGAUGUGGUUCUUUUUUUUUUUUUUUUUUUUUUUUUUUCAGGUCCGCUGGGGUCCGAACGAUGACAGCGUUGUGUUUGUGGGUUGGUUGCAUGAGCCGUACAGACUUGGACUCAUAUAUUGCCCUAUUAGAAAGUAAGAUCAUUUAAAAAGUUAAAUUUGUGGAAAUGGUAAACGAAGUGACUCAACUGAGGGCGCGGCCGUCCGUCACAUUCUCUUACAGCUGCGUUGUCAAGAAAAGCAGUGAUCUCUUUAUUUUCCCAUUUAAUUUUUUUUUUUGUAAAAACGGAAUAAAUUCUCACGAGGACGUCAUCUUGUUGUCUAUCCACCCAUAGACCAUAGGUAAGGACCAAUCAUAUCGCAUUCAGAAUCCAGUCUUUUUUGUAAUAAAUGUUUCCUCAUUUGUCUUCAGAAAUGCCUUGUACUCACUAUCGCUUGAUGGAAAAAAUCUUGGUGAGUUUUGCAAAUAAAUUACAACGUAACGUGUUUAAUAUCUAACCAACAGAACAAUACCCUACUGUAAAUAAAUCUAAGGUACGGUUACCGGUCAAUUUAUAUCCACGGUCGUUUCGUACCCAGUCGAUUCGGAGCUGAAUAGUAGACAGCGCUAGGGGACGAGCGAGGUUUGGGAAGGGUCGCGUAAUAAACGUGACUGGACCCAAGCCUCCCCCGUUUUUAAACUCCUGCGCUACUAUCGCGCGUCAGUUUACUAACUGAACACGUGGAGCAAGCUAAAAUAUUUCUAAUGUGUAUAACUUAAUUAUUCAUGUUUGAUUUUACUCCAGAACAAUUGACUGACCCCAAGUACGCCGUCCACUCACCCCGCUUUAAUCACACCAAAGAGAAGUUGGUAAGAUCAAAAGAUAUUGGACAAUUUCAAGUUCUAUUGUAAGAAUAAUUAAAUUCAGUACGAACCAUGUUUUGGUAUGUUGCAAUAAUUCAUGAAGAAUGGAAAGUAAAAUUGCAAUGACUGAUAACUAGUGCCAGACCCCGGCGAUCUCUCUCCGACUCGUCUCAGACCUUCUCCCGGUCAGGGAAACGUGCGUACUGCAGCGCUUACAACAAGGGCCUGCGCACAGUCUGGCUAAUCUUUUCCUUUCUAGUACAGCAGCGACCCCAAUUUUGGUCUAGUUCUUAGCAUUACGUGAUAGACAGCGAAAUGAGCUGGUUCCACUUCAUCUGACAUUCAAUCCGUCCUUUGAACCUUUUACACAUGUUUGAUUAGAAAGGCAAUUUGUUAAUUUGAAAAUAUUUUUGCAGAUUUACAUAGCUUUGGAUGUUGGUGGAGCACAUUUAAAAUGUGGAAGAUUAAUGCAGGUGAGUAUGAGGGUGAAGAUAUUGUCUUCAUUUAUUGACUGAUAUCGCAACUUUUACCUCACCCACCCCACCCACCCUUCUUACAUCUUUUAUUGUUGAUGAAAAUGAAAGCAUUUUGUUUUGUUUUGUUUUGUUUUGUGCUAGUUUGUCUUCGUCGAAAUUUAGUUCCUGAUAAUUUUCCAGGCAAAUAGUGAAAGUCUCACCAAAUACACCUUUCCUAUUUUUAGGUUUUUUUUUUCGAUGGUGAAAAUAGAUUGAACAAGUUUUGCAUUUUGUCUUUUAGUAUGACUGGAUCGCAAAGACUACUUCAACUAUUGUUGAUGUUGUGGACAUUCCAGAAAGUAAGAGUGGUAGUUUGCUUUGCAAAUUUGUUUCAUCCUGAGCGGAAAAUUCUUACUAGAAGUGCUAAGGGCUUGGAAAAGUACGAGGCCUUCAGUAAUGCGAACCGGCGAGAAGUUAGCAUGGAGUCUGACACUGAUCGUUAUUAGUGCCAGACUCCCGGCAGACCUUUCCCCGCGGCGUCUCAAAUCAUCCCGCUGGUGGAGAAAAUCGCGUCCUACACGCUCAUAAUGAGGGUUUUCUUGCAAGCUAGGAUAUUUGAGUGUCGCAAAUGAGUUGUUUUUACCUUGCCAGUUGUGGCUGAACCAUGAAGUGUGUUCUUGUCUUGGUAGAAGGCGGAUUUCCAGGGAUAUACAAUUUGUAUUUAACCCUCGCCGAUCGAUGCUGGACGCCAGAUGGGAACAGUGUCAUUUUGUCUACCGUGUGGAGAACUUCUCAGGUUAGCCCACAAACUAUUACCGUACCUCUUCACUACUGAAAUAAUUUUCCUGGGAAGGUUUGAGUUACUGAAAAACGUUGGAUUGUAAAAACCUCCAACGUGAUUGUUUAUAAACAUCGGAUGCGGAAAAGUAAUAAUAUGAUUUCAAACACAGUUUGCAAAAUACGGGAGACACGGUAACCUUAUGAUUUGUGCGCUGGACUCCGGGUCGAGAGGUCUGGGUUCAAGCCCAGGCCUCUCCACCCAGGAGUAAAAAUGGGUACCGGCGAAUUACCAUGGAAGGGGUGGGGGUGGGGGGUAACCUUGCGAUGAUUUGAUUUUGAGCACGAGGGAGUCACCAGUGUCCGACGUUGGAUGAAAUACUGGGGGGGGAUCACUUGGCUGAAGUGCAGACCUUACCUUGAGAAUUUACAAGUUAAAUUGCAUGAGUCCUUAGGGCGCGUUCAUUUAUGUUGGAGCUUCGCCUUUGUGCUUUUAUGAUCUAUUAAAUGGGUUACCGAGUGAGAUACAAAGGGGUUUUUGCUAAUAAAAGACUAUUACUAUUUACACUUUCAGAAAAUUGUUCUCAUUAACUGCAAAGACAAAACGGUUACAAAUUUGACAUCAGGUGAGUCUGCGUUUUUCAUAAUGCUAACCAAGCCCAAGCGCGAGGCGCGCGGGCCAUAAAUCGGAGCGGAAAAAAAGAGGCUCCGUAAUUUACUGUACGGAGCGGACGGAUAUUGGCCACCGUCGGGAGUUUCUUAGGCUGCCGUUUCAAGCGUUAGCCUUUCAUUAUUCGCUCUGACGAAAAGUUAACCCUUUAGCUCCCAAGAUCUGAUUGUUAAUUCUUACCUCUAGUUGCUACACAUUCACUUAUAAGUUAGUUUUGAGAACUUGGUGCUAGAUCAAGAUAGCAGCUUCUACCUGACAAGUUUGAAUAUUCUCAUUACCUGUUUGCUGAUUAAUGUAUGGAUAUUAUAGGGAGAAGUUACAUGUUAAUCACUUGUAAGAGUUAAAGGGUUAACGAUCGAAACGUCAGCCUCAGAAACACUUCACGGUGGCCAAUUUACAUUAUCAACUCAGUUUUUCAAACCAAAUUAUUUCUAAAUACCGCCCGCUCCCUUCUACCGACGCAGUGCCACAGUUUCUUUAGAAACUUUCCGCCAUGAACUUCUUUGCCAGUAAUUGCUUGUAUUUCCUCCCUUUGUUAGCCCCUGGAUCGUGGAGCUUACUUGAUAUCAAUAGUAACAUUCUUUUAGCUUCGCAUUCGUCACCAAACAGCCCACCAAAGUUGGUAAGUUACCUUUAUUUUCUUUGCUCAUUGUAAAAUCAGAAAGCUUUUUAAUAACGGUAUCUGUGUGAAUUGUUUUUGGUGUGAGUAACAGAUAAUCAGAAACAUCCUUUCGGAUCAAUAUCAGUAUCUGAGCAACUGCCCACCUUCCCCUCCCCUAUCCCAACAUUAACCCUAACUUGUUAUCAAUUGACUGUUGCUGGGUUAGGGGAGGGUAGGUGGGCAGUUGCCCAGAUACUGUUUAUUUCGCCUGAAUCAAAGACGUUUCCAGUUGAACUGAAUAAGCCGCGAGGAAAAAAAGCAAUCAAACAAAAAUAAUCAGCUGCGAGAGGUGUCAAUGGGUGAAUUCGGCGAGUGUGCUGACGUCAUUGUCUCCAGUCCAUUUGGAUUUUUGACCUUAGUGGUCAAUUUUGGAUUUUGGGCUCUAGUAGUCGAUUUUGGAAUUUGGACACUGGUGGCCGAUUUAGAUUUUAAACACCAGUGGCCAAUUUUGGAUUCUAGACACUAGUGGCAGAUUUUGGAUUUGGACACUAAUGGCCGAUUUUGGAUUUUGGACACUAGUGUCCGAUUUUAAAUUUUGGACACUAAUGGCCGAUUUUUGAAUUUAGACGCUGGUGUCUGUUUCUUGGAUUUUGGAGGCUAGUUUCCGAUUUUGGAUUUUGGUUUCGAGUCUGCGAUUUUGGAUUUGGACGCUAGUGUUCAAUGUCUUUUUAGACUCUAGUCUCCGAUUUUGGAUUUUUGACGCUAGGGUCCGAGUUUUAGAAUUUGGGCGCUAGUGUCUGACCCUGGAGUUUGGACACUAGCGUCCGGUUUUUUAUUUUGGAAACUAGCGUCCUAGUUUGAAUUUUAGACUUUAGUGUCCAAUAUUUGGACACGAGUCCAAAGAUUUUAAACACUUGUUUCCGAUUUUAGGUGCUAGAGUCCGUUUCGAGACACUGUAGUCCGAUUUGGACGCCAUUUGACCCGUUCUAUUAGAUCAGAACAUAAUUAUUCAGGCCAUUUAGAUGGUAUUUUACAAACGUGUUGUAAAAUGUGUAACAGAGGUUCGUUUAUUUUCUCUAGAUGGUGGCAACUUUACCACCUGAUAUCCCAGAACCUGGUUUAUCUUGGAUAGAAGUAGGUCAGUGAAGAAAUUGAUCAUAUGAACCCCUAUUGGAAAAUACGAUAAAUAUUAACUUCCAUUUGGCACGAAAAUAUGUUCGUAUAUUUUUCAGCGGACAAUCUCUGUCCCAAGGAGCGAAGCUCGAGGUUAACAGUGAGUUACGAGGAAUAGAUAAUGUCCAAGGACAAAUUUACGAGAAUUUUUUUUUGUUACAAAUGGAGGGUACUGUACUUGGUGAGCGUUUUAAAGCUGACGCACCCACUGCUCCUGACUCGCUUUUUUAAAAUUUAUUUCGUUGUAAUCCGCGGUUUAAAAAAAAAGAUGUAUCCAUUUCUUUGUUAUCAGAUUUAUUUAAGGGGAACAAAAAGAAACAAUUUAAUAAAGGACAAAUCUUAAAAGUCAACGGACUUGUUCAGACUGGAAAAGGAAAAUGAUCUUUCUCAUUCUGUGAGACAAAUAAAUGAUUUUCACAUAAUCAUAUAAUCUCGACUUAACAUUACAUGAACUGCUGCAAUUAAUUUGUCCUCUCUUGUUUUAGCUCAUUCCGAAAUUCUCAACCUAGAGAAUGAAAUUUCAUGGAAGGUGAUGACACUUGCACCCAGCGAGAACGCAGGUUGGAAUGUAAUGUGAAUAAAAGAGGAGCUAAUCGCUUAAACGCAGGCAUUUCAACAAAAACUGGUUACUGGUAGUAUUCCGCCUUAGUCUCGUAUCUAGACCUUCCACGACCGAGCCUACAUUUCAGUCACACGAUAGGACCGGGUAUGAGUUUGCCGCCGCCCACAAAUCUUCAUACCGCCGUCUGUUAAGCCUGCGAGGGGACUCCGGUUUUUGGGUCUCGUCUUACAGCCCAUUUUACUGGGCACAGUCGCAUUUUGCACCAUUGGCUGCUGCUUAAGGAAAAAUUUAUUGAGAUCCCCGCAACGUGGUGUAUCUUUGUUAAAGUAGCUUUUAAUUUUGAGCGCCAUUUUCUAGAGGAACUUUUUGAAUGUUAGAUUCCUAUGUGCGUAAAAGGCAAUUUAAUCAACACUACACUUUGUCGACUCCACAGAUUUCAAAGAUGAGUAUGAAGCUGUUUUCAUCAAGCCAGGGUUGAAGGAUGAAACGAAGCCCCCGCUUAUUGUUUUCCCGCACGGAGGACCUCACUCUGCCUUUUUAUCAGAUUUCUCUCUUUCCAGUGCUUGUCUCUGCAAACUUGGAUUUGCUAUCCUCGGUGGUAAAGUAUACUUUGGGUUUUUUUUUUAUAUUAUUACUUUUUUCCCCUUUUUUUUCUUAAUCACAAGGUUAAAAAGUCGUGUGCUAUUGCGGCGAGCAGUAAAGGUUUACCAAAUCCUGUAUUUGGAGUGUUGUCAACAUGACGAUAUUUUAAAAACAACAUUUUCAGCGGAAAUGAAACCUCCCAACUUAACACGGCGAAGGCUGGCCGUGGAGUGCCUCACCUCUCUAACGACUGCAAAUUACAAACCACGAUUCCCAACUGAUCCUAACUCUCCCCGCGCUUUGCACGUGUCUCCGACCCUGCGAUACGUGUCAGCAAAAUAGCAAUUUCUGCUGAUAAGGAUUAUCACAAAUUUCAUGAAAAGAAAUCGAACAGUCUCUCUAUGCUUCAGUUGUUGAACAGUGCGCGACCUAAUCCCUUGAUGUUCGUCUUGCUUUCCACUAGUAAACUACAGGGGAUCCUUAGGAUUUGGUGAAACACAGCUUCACUCCCUGCCCGGAAACAUCGGAAUACAAGAUGUACAGGAUGUGCAGGUAAUUUUAAGGGGCGUUUCACUUGUCUGCGCGGGUGCAAGUAGUAAUGUUUUCGUUCAUUUCGUUUAUUUGUAAGUAUAAAAUUUGGCUGUGAUAAAAUUCUUUGAGCAAGGGAAUGUAAUCUGCUGUCAGUCCUUGGACAUUUUCGGUGUUUUAGAACUUUUAAUGAUUUUUUUUUCCGUAAACUUUGAACGGGGCAAGAGUAUGCUCGGGCAAAUUAUGGUCAGAAAUUGUCCCUCCUUUAAGCCGGAAAACUAUUUAACCCUUAAAAUCCUUUAAGUGACCACGACAAGAAUGUUUUUUGUUUACAAUAUUAAUACAAAAUCAAGCAGACAAGUGAUGAGAAUAAAGAAAAAUAUAAAUGAGGGGAUUAUUAGUUGAUCCAAUACUAAAUUCUCCGAACAAACAUACUAAGAAUUGUGUGGCAGACAGUAAGGAUAAUUACUAAGUAAAUCGUGGGAGUGGAAGGGGUUACUUGAUAGAAUUGUGCUCUAACUUUUAAAAGGAAUGUUUCACGUAAGAAUUGUUACAAAUUAGUCAAGCGCAAAUUUGCGUCCGCAGUCAUGAAGUAUUGGCUUUAAAAUGUUGUUUACUUUUCUUGUAGCGUGCGGCUUUGAAAGUUCUCGGGAGUGGCGAAGUCGACACAUCGAACGUUUUUAUUAUGGGGGGAUCCCAUGGGGGAUUUUUGACAACACAUCUCAUUGGACAGUAUCCGGUAAGAACAAUCGCGAUUCACAUCUCUGCAAGCCUGCAGACCAGGCGUAAUUUUGGCGAGCUAUUACACGAUAUUCUCUUAGUGAAAAUUAUAGCUGCCAUCUUUGAUUUUAACGGCAGCGGUAGGCUGGGGAGAGAAAUGAAUUUGACGCUAAAUGGUCGGUCGGAUAAUCAAUCACGAGCUUGUAACAUCAAUGCGCCCUAAUAAGACGCCUGCAUUGCAGGCUACAUUUCUGUUCGCAAAUUUCUGUUCGGAAAGUUACCAAAAUAACUUUUCGCGACAGAAUUGCGCACCUUAUAUGACAGUUUUUGUUUUUACCACAUUUUGAUGUCAUUUGUGAUCUAAUACUUAACAUACACACGGCAGAAUGGAAUCUAGUUGGUAGGGUUAUUUCACAUGCUGUGUUUUUUUUUUCAAUGGUAUAUCAGGAUUUCUACAGAGCUGCUGCUACGCGUAACCCUGUUGUAGAAAUAUCUGGUGAGUAGAUAUUUACAAAUACGAGCUCCGUUAUCGAUUUCUAUAGGUAUUUGAGACGUAAGUAAAUCCCUUCAGCCUAAGAAGAAAAAGAGAAGUCGCUUUCCCUCUGGGCCACCGUAAUUACAUUCUUUUUUUAUAAGAAACUUUUUUUGUAAGAACGUUCAGACUGAGAUUAACCCUUUAACUCCCAAGAUCUCAUUAGUAAUUCUCCUUACUGUCUGCCAUACAGUUCUUGUGAUGUUAGUUUGGAGAAUUUAGUAUUGGGUCAACUUAUAAUCCCCCAAUUUUUUUAUCUUCUUUAUUCUCAUCACUUGUCUGCCUAAUAUUGCAUUGACACUGCAAAGAGAAAUUCUCUCUUGGUCACUUGGGAGUUGAAGAGUUAACCAAAAUUUUGACAACAUACUAAGAACAUACUCAGGCUGAGAGUCAGUUAAGAACGUCUUUAUUUUGCUCAUUUUUUUUUUUAUUUGAGUAGUGUAAAUUAAGGUACAAGAAAUAUAAAACUUAGGUCUAACAGGAAACUUAAGUCAAAUACUUAGGGCGUUUUUUUAACAUUAACAAUGCGGUUUUCCUAUUGCACGAUACACUUAAGCAAACAAUGCAUUUGAUAGGUUACCUGGUCACGUCCGAAUUUAUCUAUUGCGAUACUAUACCACACAACUUUAAGAACAUGUUAAGAACGGUUUAAAGCUCAAAUCUCAAAAAGAAAAAAAGAACAUUUAGCCUUGGCCCCCAAAUUGGAGGUUCUCCCUAAAAAAAAAAAAGUGUAUACACUACAAUAUAAAUUUAAAUGCGCUUAUAUUUACACUCAUUUUUUAAACGUGAUUUCUUGGUUAAUAGCGAUGGUGAGUUUAUCAGACAUUCCGGAUUGGUAAGUUAGUACUCUUGAAAUAAAGAGAAAUUUUGUUAUUUUAACGUUUUGUUCAGCAAAACUUUUGUUAGACUAAACUAAGUUUAGUGCAAAUCGUGAGUUAGAUAACGCGAUCGUGUACUAAAGACCAGUGGAACUUCGUUCCAGUAAUCUUUGAUAUAACCUAGCUGUGAUUAAAAACUAUCGGCAGGGCCUAUGAUGUGAGGCCCUGUUCAUUUUGUUAGACUAUACUAAGUUUGGCCCAAAUCGUGAGUUGGAUAACUCGAUCGUGUACUAAAGACCAGUGGAACAUCGUUCCAGUAAUCUUUGAUAUAACCUAGCUGUGAUCAAACCUAUCGGCAGGGCCUGUGAUGUGAGGCGUAUAUUGUAAAUAAUGAUACAGCGAGCGUUAACCCUUUACACCCUAACAUCAGCAUGCAUAUUCUCCACACUAUUCUCUAUACAUUUACUAAGGUGCUGACAAGGAGAAUUUGUGUAACAAUCAAGAGUUUCUUUAGUUGAUGAUCAUUUCCUUAAUUCUUGCCACCUUAAUGUGUGAUUUAGGGGUGAUAUUGUAAGGAGAAAUUAGAUGCUUGUCACUCUUAGGGAUCAAAGGGUUUGUCCAAGGUUUCUUUCCUUCCUAUUUGUCUUUUUUUUGUUUUGUUUUUUUUGCAAUUUUUGCUUUGUUUUUUUUUUCGUUCUUUAAACUUAACAGGUGCUUCUUUGAAAAUGGAGAAGAGUUUCGUCAUGAUGCUGUUCUAAAUGGCCAUACGUUAGUUAAAAUGCUGGAAGAGUCUCCCUUCAGCCUCAUUAAAAAGGUAGAGCGCGUUUGUGAUAAUAAGUGCGUCACUCAUUGCGUGACAGGCAUAAUACAAAGCACUUGUGGAAAAUUGAGAAAACAAAAAGACUUGUUGAAGAAAUUAUUAAUCGCAAUUUUAUUAUGCUGCAGGUUAAAACUCCAAUUUUGAUCAUGUUGGGAGAAGAUGACCUGCGGGUUCCUCCAAGUCAAGGAAGAAAAUACUACAAAGUUUUAAAGGCUCAAGGAACAAAGACGAGGUAA